AGCAUCUCAUUACCUCUUCAUAUAGCAGGAUGUUGCAAUACUUCGGAUUGUUCUCGGUCUGUGUUAUUGAAAGAUUUUCCUUUCAAAGAUACCGCAGAGGGUCGGUAUCAGCGGUAUCUUUCUGAACGGCAGUAACUAUUGUCCAGGCUUGAAUGCCGCUGAGUUGGAAGGUCCUUCUCGCCUUCGAACGCCAUGGUGGUCGGACUCGGAGGAACCAACCACAAAGCCCCUGUUAUCCCAUCCGAUCGGAUCAAGAUCCGUACUCCCGGUAUAAAUGCAUCAAUUAGACCCUCCUUUCCUCUACCAUCAUCGCAUCUCCCACAUCGUAAAUCAUGGGUGUUACUAUCGAGACUAUUACCCCCGGCGACGGUAAGAACUUUCCCCAGAAAGGCGAUAAGGUGACAAUACACUACGUUGGAACUCUUACCGAUGGGACCAAGUUUGAUUCGAGUCGGGAUCGUGGCGAGGCGUUCGUGACUGACAUUGGAGUUGGAAAGGUUAUCAAGGGAUGGGAUGAGGGUGUCCCCCAAUUGUCGCUUGGACAGAAGGCUAUCUUGACCGCGACAGCCGAUUAUGCCUACGGAUCCCGUGGAUUCCACCCCAUCAUCCCACCAAAUGCUACUCUCCGAUUUGAAGUCGAGCUCUUGAAGAUUAACUGAAGACCAUGUUGUACUUUAUAUGGAUGCGGGCAGCCAAUGUCCCGUUUGUGCGACUAUUAUACUGUGUUUUAGCCCCAACUGUAAAAAUACUGGAUGAACAAUUGCCUACAACGUGUCGAUGUGCUAAUCGAUGGAUGGGCUGUUACUUAUCGAUGCAUCGACGUGAACGAUCGUUCUUGGUAUCGAUAACGCGUUACGCCGGUGCCUUGCUUAAUUUAUUUAUAUUGCGUCGCCGGAACCGCUAUUAUUGGAACAGACAUACCACAGAGCAAGAGACAGGGGGGGGGGGCGGCUAAGUUUCCUAACGAUUUAUUAUUUUCAACCUACGGGUCGAUGUAAAUGAAUUCUCCUUACGGUUUAAACGCCGGGCACGUAGAAUUUUGCUUCAAAUG
Messenger RNA from Desarmillaria tabescens, 1051 nucleotides. RefSeq lists its product as uncharacterized. NCBI's taxonomy places the organism in Eukaryota, Fungi, Basidiomycota, Agaricomycetes, Agaricales, Physalacriaceae. Gene Ontology annotation, molecular function: peptidyl-prolyl cis-trans isomerase activity. The coding region runs from base 333 to 659 and encodes 108 amino acids. Gene Ontology annotation, cellular component: cytoplasm. The transcript has 7 exons. The record is from RefSeq and is a predicted model, not a curated record. Gene Ontology annotation, biological process: protein peptidyl-prolyl isomerization.